Cercospora beticola is the source of this 1251-nucleotide messenger RNA. The record is from RefSeq and is a predicted model, not a curated record. Lineage: Eukaryota; Fungi; Ascomycota; Dothideomycetes; Mycosphaerellales; Mycosphaerellaceae.
AUGGCGAAGCGGACGAGCGACAAUGCCGCUGUCCCCAGCCCAAAACGUAUCAAUCGGGACCAACAUGAGCUGCUACCCGCCACUCAGCCCAUGCUGAUGCCCGUUUAUUUCAUACCAAACUCAACACAAGGGGGAAACAUACAGACGCCAGCCAUGCCCAUGAUGAUUCCCUCAAAUUUCCAAGCACCAAGCACGGACAUGCUUCACGCUAUGCAAGGCGCGUUGCAGGCUGCAGCGAAAUGCCUUCUCGCUCGUCAAUCGCCACCAUCAACUGGUCCUGGGACGAAAUCAAUGCCCAUUGAGAUCGACGACGACGACGAUGACCACGUGGAAUCUCCUACGCCUCCCAAGCAUCAAGCCGUGGAGACGCACCACAAAGCGCCGCUGCAACAAGACUUCUCACCAAUGAGCGAGAAGGCAAAGGGACUGUCGUUCGAGGAGAUCGCCAAUCGUCAUCUUAAGGCCAGAACUCAGGACGGACUCCGAGAGCAGUGGAGCAACCUCGAACCGGGACUGGUCCCGCCCCACUGCCGGAAAGCAAAACGAAAACUAGAACCGAGACUCCAUGCUCCUCUGCUAGUGGAACUCGAGUGUUAUUCGAUCCUCGUGUCUCCGCCCUUUCUGGGUGGCCAGCAAGUCAUAAACCCGGCUCAACUUCGCUACAUGGUAAGGAGAAUCACCUUGCCACUUGCUCAACAGAAUGGCUCCUUCUGGUCAGUGACAAUCAGCAGCGGCGGGUCAAAAGGUGCGAGCAAUUACUACUCGAAUCCGAAUGGAUGGCUCUACGAAGUGCUUAUCCACAUGCAUCGACCCAUGCCAUUCACCAAUGGGUUUGUCAGCCAUCCAGCCGACAUGAUGCAACACAUCACGCAAUCCUGCCUCCGCAAGGCUACACAAGUCAUUGGUGUGUUCAUGCGAUCGAGCAGUGAACCGCUCCCCAUGCUGGUGUUCCCUGUUCGAAAGGAAGAGAAUCUCGUUCUUUCUGACAGGUUCGCACACAUGUCAGGCGGCUGGGUACACUUCUCCGACACUGUGAUCACAGCGCAGCGCCUGAACAAAAAGGGAACCGAUCCCGUGGCAUACACCGUACACCACCGCCUGCUACUCGGAGACCGCGAGCUGAGCGAGGACUUGCACGAGCUUCGAAACGCUUACCCACCUGAGGUCCUUGUCCUCAUCAACAUGAUACUGAGGGAGCCGGACGGGUCCACUGCAACACAAGGUAAUUGGGAAUCUUGGGAGCGUUAUUGA